Molecule: messenger RNA, 604 nt
Organism: Candidula unifasciata
Lineage: Eukaryota; Metazoa; Mollusca; Gastropoda; Stylommatophora; Geomitridae
Source: the annotation of a GenBank genome assembly
AUGCCUGUUAUUGAAAUACAACACGUAGUAUCCUGCAGCAGUGCUGAUAAGAACAAUCCUGCUGAAAAUCUUCUCAAAGCAGAUGGUGCCCGCAAAUGGAAAUGUGCCAGUCCGGGAGAGAAGAGCAUUUCUUGUGUUUUACAGUUCUCCAAAUCAUCACAGAUCCAUUCCAUUGACAUCGGCAAUGAAGGUUCUGCAUUUGUGGAGGUACUUGUGGGCAAAGCCACUGCAGCGUCUGAUCAAGACUUUGAGGUUUUGUUGGUAGCAUCAGCAUUCAUGAGUCCACUGGAGAGCCGCAAUGGCACCAACAAAAACGCAGUCCGAAUGUUUGGUCCGGAGAAACUGAACACUGUAACUGCCAGCCAGAAGUGGGAUCGCGUCAAAAUUGUGUGCACUCAGCCUUUCUCAAAGUUAUUCCAGUAUGGGCUUUCAUUCAUCAAGUUCCAUUCUCCACCAGAAACAGAUAACGGAGAGACACAAGUGAAGAAGUUUGGAGCAUUUGCAGUGAAAGAUGAUGAAGAUGAUGCUGCUGAUGACAUCAGAGUUGGCAGCAUGUUUGCAAACAGAUUACACAAAGAUGUCAGCCCAGCACCAAAACCGACAG